This is a messenger RNA of Didymodactylos carnosus, 267 nucleotides long. The record is from the annotation of a GenBank genome assembly. NCBI's taxonomy places the organism in Eukaryota, Metazoa, Rotifera, Eurotatoria, Philodinida, Philodinidae.
AUGCGAUAUCCAUGUACUGGCUUUCCAUUAUGUUUAAACACAUUUGAAAAUGGUCAUGUUCUUCGUGCUCAUCUAAUCGGAUGUAAAUGUGCACAGGAAAAAUUACAAAAAGAAACUGGUAUUCGUCAAGAAAAGCAUUCGAUUAAAUUUGAUUAUAAUGUUAACGGUAUUAAAACGAAUAAAUAUUAUCCGACAUCUGCCACAUUAGAUCAUUCAAAUAAAUUUUGUAUUAAAGAUCAAUUACACCUGCUGGCAAUAAUAAAAUAA